AUUGGCAGGAAGAUUGGCCGGGCCGCGCGCAGAUGAGUGCAGUCCAACCAUGGCAGCCAAACAUGACCAGGACAUUUUCAAAGCGUUUGACGAGGAGACGGACGCGUUCUUCGACUCCUUGAUGAGCGAAGGCCCGGCGGCCGCUCCCGAGCCCACCGCCGCGUUCGAUCCGCCUGCGCGGACAGAGGCCAAGCCAGCGAGUACUGAGGCCAGCAUCGAUCACAAGUUUGACGAAGAGGGCUCCAAAGCAACAAGUACACAGGAGGGCAGUGAGAGUGCUGCUCGGUUUCGAAUCGACAGCGAUGGCUCGGACGAACCUGCAGAAGGCCCACCGAGCGACCUGGCACAGGAGCAUCUUCAGAUGGCUCCUUUGCCUCCGGCAGACUUUUCCUCAGAGGACCGUGCUCUACACGAGGCGCUUGAGGACUUCUACUGGAGAAACAGGGCAACCAAUCUGUCCAACAUCAACAGCAUCGUGGUGAAAUACCGGGGCGCCAACGUGCCUCAUCUGUGGGCGCAGCUCGCGCUCAAGUACAACGUCCCUCCGGUGGAGGGCGUGGAGUUCCUCGGCAGAACCCUCUACCAAAGCGCUCCCUUCGAGUACAGCGGAAAGGAGCUUCGCUUGGAGCUGGAUGAAGCAGUGUCGCAGGUCAGGAAAGAAGCGCUCGCCGAAGGCCUCUCUCCGAGCCGGGCGGAGCUGUUGGGCCGCGCCAUCUCACGUGGUGCCAAGGACGGCCGCGACCACUUGCUCCGAUUGCUCACCUUUCGCGGGUUGCCAGAUGAUGCGAACUUGCGCGCGCAAGUGUGGAAGGUGCUAUUGGGAUAUCUGCCGAUGAAGCGUCACGAUGAGUGGAAUGCUAUUCAGGGCGAAAAGAGAGCUUUGUAUGCCAGUUACAGAAGCGAACUUCUCGCGGUGAACUCCGCGUACGAGGUGUCUGUGAGCAACCGCCCUCAAAGCCCAGGCAGUGAGAUUGAAGAUGAGGAACUGCUGCAAGAAAUCAAGAAUGAUGUGGAAAGAACUCGAAGGGACUUUGAAUACUUCAGAAGACCAUCGACGAAAGCGGCCCUAGUGGCCAUGCUCUUUGUCUAUGCCAAGCUAAAUCCUGGUGUGCGAUAUGUACAAGGCAUGAACGAGAUUGCGGCAGUGCUGCUCUAUGUCAUGUCAGUGGACUUGGAGUGUGCAGAGGCAGAUGCAUUCUGGUGUUUCAGCGAGAUGAUGGUCGCUUUGCACGAGGGCUUUGGUUGUGACGACCGACGUCUUUCUUCGACCGCUUCGGGUUCUGCCUUGCUGGAAAUAAAGGAUGGAUUCAUGCAAGCUCUGGAUCACAGCGGGGAAGGUGUUUACGGCAUGGUGGAUGAGAUCACCCGGCUGCUUCGAAGCUACGAUCCAGUGCUUGCCAGGCACUUGCAGAAGGCCGAGUUGUCGCUCUUUGUCUUCGUGCUUCGCUGGUGUACCGUCCUUUUUGCACAGGAUGCCACACUUCCUGAUGUUCUUCGUUUAUGGGACUCUUUCAUUGCUGACCCAGAAAGAUAUGGGUUUGUGGUUCACACAUGUGUGGCAGUCAUCCUUGGAAAGAGAGACAUGCUGCUGUCCACUGACAAGCAGUUCUCUCUUGCAGAGAUCAUCCAAGCCGGACCGCGCGGCACGGACUUCGACGAGUUGCUGAGACGGGCCAACGCGAUUUGUGCGUUCGAACGAAGAGGUUCUCAGCCGCCGAUCUUUCCUCCCAAAAGGCUCCAGGUUAUGGAUGAUCUCAAUGAAUGGGCCCACACAGCGGCUGUCGCAGCUUCUGAGGCAGCCGCAGUUGCCAGUGGAGUGGGUGCUGAAGUGUCAAAGAAUAUCCAGGAGAAGCUGGCACCUGUGGUCUUGGAGCGCGCCGGACAGGCGUCGGAGGUGGUGCAGGACAAAGCUCAAGCACUGCAAAGCUGGCUGCAUGACACAGCGCCUGCGAGACGAGAGGCUCUGGAGCAAGCGCAGACGCAAUUGUCAUCGUUAUGGAGCUCUGUCCGAACCAAGGGCCAGCAGUUUGCCUCAGAGGCAGCGACUUCUGAAACGGUUGGAAGCGCCGCGGCAAGAUUCAGCUCCGCAGCUGAAUCUGCCAGUGGCUUCUUCGCGCGAGCCUCGAUGGCAUUCGCGGAGGCCCCGCAAGCGCAGCCGCAGCAACGGCCAGCUGGCGACACGUGAAGCCGCCUUUUAGCUCCA
Molecule: messenger RNA, 2203 nt
Organism: Effrenium voratum
Lineage: Eukaryota; Dinophyceae; Suessiales; Symbiodiniaceae
Source: the annotation of a GenBank genome assembly